This is a messenger RNA of Myripristis murdjan (pinecone soldierfish), 4518 nucleotides long. It is a transcript of the gene aebp1b, whose product is annotated as AE binding protein 1b. Gene Ontology annotation, molecular function: DNA-binding transcription repressor activity, RNA polymerase II-specific; metallocarboxypeptidase activity; RNA polymerase II transcription regulatory region sequence-specific DNA binding. NCBI's taxonomy places the organism in Eukaryota, Metazoa, Chordata, Actinopteri, Holocentriformes, Holocentridae. Bases 646 to 4134 code for a protein of 1162 amino acids. The transcript is spliced from 22 exons. The record is from RefSeq and is a predicted model, not a curated record. Gene Ontology annotation, biological process: regulation of DNA-templated transcription; peptide metabolic process; protein processing.
AAGUCUCUCAGCACAGGAAUUUUACCGGACUCCUAGAAAGGAACUGAAGUAAAAGACCUUGGCUGUGUCUUCUCUCCCCAACCAGGAGCUGCAGACACUUCACCUGCCCUCCCUCAUCCUCCUCCCCCAUCCGUCUCCUGAUCUCUGCACCUGUUCUGACUCGUCCACCAGGUGAAGGGGAUCCUCUGCCCUGCCGUGUUUUUUCAGCUGACCAUAGCUGCAGGGGAAUUAGGAACCCAGUCUUUUCAUUUGCCUGGAUUGCUGGUUUGCUGUCUAUCUCUCUCUCUCUCUCUCUUACACCUCCCCUCCCUCCCUGUCUAUCCCUGCCCCCCUCCCACUCCAUCUCUGUCUAGCCCACUGCCUUGCCUAAAGUCUGAGCCUGGCUGUGUAUGCGUGGAGCUGCAGGAACUUCCACACUGGGGUGAAGGUGUGUAACACAUGGCGAGAAUGCUGGGGAAGAGCGAGUGAAAGGAAGGGGUGAAAUAUAAUCCUUCUGCAGGAUACAGCUGCAUAUGACCACGCUGGACUGUGUGCUGGAUAACUGCGAUUCAGCUGAAUCUCUGAAGUAAGAGCAAAAACUACAGGUUGGGACAAGAGAAAACCAAAGAAUUGAGGUGUGACUGUGCAGUUGGGAGAGAAGUGAGUAUGAAGGGCCAGGCUGUGGUUGUGUCUGGCGUUCUGCUGGCCCUGUGUUGUGUGCUGCUCCCCAGAGGAGGAGACAGCGCUGGGGGGAUAGUGUCUCUACGGCAGCCAAGAGAGGAGACAGAGGCAGGGGCUCUGCCAGAGGAUGAGUCCCUGGAUGAUCCAAAAAGAGUUCAAGGACUCCUGGUGGACCCAGACACACUGGGAAGACCUAGCAAGACCAAGCGAGAUGCAGAGGACGUUGCACUGGCCGGCAGGGUAAGGAGAGAACCAGAGGAGGGCAAAAAGAAGAAGAAGGACAAAAAGAAGAACAAAGAGCCCAAGGACCCCAAUGCCACCAAGAAACCCAAAACCGACAAGAAGAAGAAGAAGGACAAGACAACGACCACCACACUACCACCUACCACUACACCGAUCCCCACUGAACCGCCCACAGAACCUGAACCUUACCCAGACUACCCCUAUCCUGAAGGUGAAGAUGACUACUGGAAACCAGAGGAAGAGGACCCAGCAGGCCCGGAGACUGACCCAGAGGAUGACUACUGGAAAUUUGAUGAUCCCGAACCAUCCCCAACUCCAGAUGAGAGUCCCAUCACAGACCCUCCAUAUGACUACUGGAAACCGGAGGAGGAAGACCUGGGCGGCGCUGUGACUGACUCUUACGAUGACUACUGGAAGGGAGUGGAGCCGACGCCUCUGACCCCUGAGGUUGAUGGGAAGCCUGAUACAGAUGACAGUUCUUACUGGGACGCCACAUUUGAGGUGCCAGAGAGCCUCCCGUUCCCUGAUGGUAAAGAGGUCAGCCCUGAAAUAGAAGUAGAAACAUUGACAGAGGAGCCCACAGUCCCUCCUCCAUACGAGGGGACUUGGUAUGAUGAUUAUGACGAAUAUGGAAUGAGGAGGAAAGAAGAUGAGUCGGAAAUAAAAUGGAUGGAGAAGGAGAGAGAGAGAGCAGCGAAAGAGAGAGAGCGGCAAGAGAAAGAGAGAGUACAGAAACUGAAGGAGGCAGAGGAGCGGGCUAGGACCAGACCACGCGUCUUUAAAGAGCCAAAGAAAUGUCCUCCCCUGGGGAUGGAGUCCCAUAAGAUCGAAGCAGACCAGCUCUUGGCCUCCUCCAUAUCUCAGUAUCGCUUCGCACCUCAGAAGGCACGCCUAAACAUGCAGGGCUCUGACGACGAGGACAGCACGCGAGGUGGGGCCUGGUGCGCAAAUGCAGAGGACAAGAUCCACUGGUUUGAGAUUGAUGCACGCAAGGAGACUGAAUUCACUGGGAUCAUCACGCAGGGACGAGACUCCCAGAUCGAGAGUGACUAUGUGUCAUCCUACUACCUGGCUUUCAGCAACGACAGCAGGGAGUGGACGACCAUCCAUGAUGGGUACUCUGACUGGUUGUUUUUCGGUAACAGUGAUAAAGACACUCCGGUGAUGAACCAGCUGGCUGAGCCCGUGGUGGCCCGCUACAUCAGGAUCAUCCCUCAGAGCUGGAACGGCACUCUGUGUAUGAGGCUGGAGGUCCUAGGCUGCCCCCUGCCUGAUCCUGCCAGUUCUCAGUUCGGGCAGAAUGAAGUGACCCCAGUAGACUACUUGGAGUUCAAACAUCACAGCUACUCAGAAAUGGUCACAGUGAUGAAGUCAGUGAAUGACGAGUGUCCCAACAUCACCAGCGUUUACAGCCUGGGCCGCAGCUCCAAGGGACUGGACAUCAUGGCCAUGAUCAUCUCUGGCGACCCCACAGAGCACGAGAUAGGUGAGCCGGAGUUCCGCUUCACAGCAGGUCUCCAUGGAAACGAGGCAGUGGGCCGUGAGAUGAUUCUGCUUCUCAUGCAGUACCUGUGCAAAGAAUACAAAGACAGAAAUCCCCGAGUCCAGCGGCUGGUGGAAUCAAUACGCAUCCACCUGGUGCCCUCACUCAACCCUGAUGGCCAUGAGAAAGCCUUUGAAGUGGGAUCAGAGCUCAGUGCAUGGACAACGGGCCACUUUACUGAGGACGGCUAUGACAUUUUCCAGAACUUCCCAGAUCUGAACGACAUCCUGUGGGACGCUGAGGAUAAGGGCAUGGUGCCCAAACUCACCCCCAAUCACCACGUGCCGAUAUCAGAUAACCUCGAACUGAACAGCUCGUUUGCCUUGGAAACCAGAGCCAUAAUCUCCUGGAUGAAAAGCCAUCCAUUUGUGUUGGGUGCGAACCUCCAGGGCGGGGAGCGGGUUGUGGCCUACCCUUAUGACAGCUAUCGUCUCAACAAGGCUGCCGAGAGCCAGAGGCCCCACAGCCGCAAGAAGAGACAGUAUGAGGAGGAAGGUUUUGAUGUGACAGAGUGGGGAAGGGGCUACCACGAGGAGCCUGAGGAGGACUGGAGAAACAGGGGAUACGCAGAGCCCGAGGAGGAGUGGCGAGGAUACGGCUACGACCACGACCACGACCACGGCUAUGGCCACGGCCACGACCACGGCCACAGAGAGGAGGAGGAGGAGGAUGACAGAAGGAGAGGAGGCGAAGGCGGCGGAGGUGGAUACCAGUACGCCGAGCCUGAGGAUGAGCCACGGGUGAUCCCAGAUGAGUCCCUUUUCAGGUGGCUGGCUAUCUCCUACGCCUCCACACACCUGACCAUGACGCAUAACCACCACAGCUCCUGCCAUGGAGACAACGCAGGAGCGCAUGGAAUCAUCAACCGUGCCAAGUGGCAGCCAGUCACAGGCAGUAUGAAUGACUUCAGCUACCUGCACACCAACUGCUUUGAGCUGUCCAUCUUCCUGGGAUGCGAUAAGUUCCCUCAUGAGAGCGAGCUGGCAUACGAGUGGGAGCAGAACAGAGAAGCUAUGCUCACCUUCAUGGAGCAGGUGCAUCGCGGCAUUCGGGGCAUCGUGAAGGAUCAGGAAGGGAACCCCAUUGCAAAUGCCACCGUGUCUGUAGAGGGCAUCAACCAUGACGUCACUACAGCUUCAUCAGGGGAUUACUGGCGGCUGCUGAACCCAGGGGAGUACCACGUGACAGUGCGAGCUGAGGGCUUCUCCCCGAUGACCAAACUCUGUGUGGUGGGUUAUGAGUCAGGAGCCACCGCCUGCAGCUUCAACCUGGCCAAGUCCAACUGGGACCGCAUCAAACAGAUCAUGGCCCUGCAUGGCAACAAGCCGAUACGUCUCAGCUACGGCAACGGCAGGACAUCCCACUCCUCGGUCGCAAACGGCCACCGGCGUGUGACAACUGACAACGGCAGGUAUUCAGUGGAUCCACAGGCUCGCCGUGACCGGCUGAGAAGGCUUAGAUUAGCCCGUCUCCGUCGCCUACGGCUACUGAGAAUGAUGAGAUCGACGACCACGUUACCCCCGACAACCACGUUGCCCCCAACAACCACAAUCACGUUCCCCACAGUAGCAGAGAGCACCACGUCCUGGUACGAGUCAUGGUUCACAGCAGAGGGACAGUCUUCAACACCGGGAGGGUUCACAGAUACUCUGGAUUAUAACUAUGAGUACAAGAUUGAUGACUAUUAAAAUAAACACACACACACACACACAGCCUGUUUCAGUACACUAUAGGCAUCAGUCCUUUCCUGCUUGUAGUUCUCACUUGCUGUAUUCGGUUUGGGCAGGUUGAAUAACAAAAAAAUUAGGAAAGGAAUCCUUUUUGUGUGAUGUAUAACGGGAUGGGAAGAUUAUUUAUCCAAAUUAAAUGUCAACUCCUAAACACUUGACUAGAAUGAUUUCAUCGAGCUGCCAAUCACUUAAACAUGAAAAUGCCUCUUCAUAGACACAGACUUUUUAUAUCAUAUCAUUUCAGUUUGAUAGUCCACUCUGCAUUCUUCUGACUCAUUAUUCAAACUUCUGCUGUCAAUGCAUUUGGGCUUUAUGAGGAGAUGUUUACGGCAGAUGCAUGUU